This is a messenger RNA of Chenopodium quinoa (quinoa), 841 nucleotides long. RefSeq names its product protein AE7-like 1. The transcript has 5 exons. NCBI's taxonomy places the organism in Eukaryota, Viridiplantae, Streptophyta, Magnoliopsida, Caryophyllales, Amaranthaceae. The record is from RefSeq and is a predicted model, not a curated record. The coding region runs from base 117 to 599 and encodes 160 amino acids. Gene Ontology annotation, biological process: iron-sulfur cluster assembly.
CAUUUUGUCCAUCUCUCUCACAAAUUCCUCCCUCUGUCUCUCUCAUUCCUUCUCAACUCAGUGACUCACACUAAUCUCUCUCCUCCUCAAAUUAAAAUUAGAAGUUUGAUCAGAAAAUGACGGUCGGAUUAUGUAACGCUAAUCCGGUGGUCCACGCUAAGAAAGAUAGAGUCGCCCGCACUGAAGACACUGCCGCCGACACCUCCUCCGCCGUUGACCCUCUCGACGUCUAUGAUCAUGUGAGGGAUAUAAGAGAUCCGGAGCAUCCAUAUUCACUGGAGCAACUUAGUGUUCUUACUGAGGAUUCUAUUACUGUUGAUGAUAAUCUUGCUCGUAUUUUGAUAACAUUCACCCCAACCGUCCAACAUUGCAGUAUGGCGACUGUUAUUGGCUUGUGCCUAAGAGUUAAGCUAAAGCAUUACUUUCCUCCUCAUUAUAAGGUUGACAUCAAAGUAUCCCCUGGCUCUCAUGCAGAUGAAGGAUCAGUGAACAAACAAUUGAACGAUAAAGAGAGAAUUGCAGCUGCUCUAGAAAAUCCAAACCUUCGCCAUCUUGUGGAUGAGUGCCUCUCUUCCAAUGAAGUAAUUAACUUCAAUUAGUUGCAGUGUUGUUAUGUAUGUACAGAUGUACAGUAAAAACCUUUGUAACUUAGUACGAGUAUGAAAUAUAGUGAGACUUGGCUUGUAUUCUUGUAAUGAUGUAUUGUGAAUUACUAAAUGCUGUUUGUAAGCUGAGAAGUGCACGUCUUUUGCUGUCUAAUGUAAUGUAUGCUACUUGCUGUAUCAUUAAGGGCUUGUAAUCAGUUCUUAUUGAUCCGUAUAUUGUGUCGGGUUAGUUCGUA